Messenger RNA from Acanthochromis polyacanthus (spiny chromis), 2937 nucleotides. It is a transcript of the gene slc44a4, whose product is annotated as solute carrier family 44 member 4. Gene Ontology annotation, molecular function: thiamine pyrophosphate transmembrane transporter activity. Bases 148 to 2310 code for a protein of 720 amino acids. The transcript is spliced from 22 exons. Gene Ontology annotation, cellular component: plasma membrane. Gene Ontology annotation, biological process: thiamine pyrophosphate transmembrane transport; choline transport. The record is from RefSeq and is a predicted model, not a curated record. Lineage: Eukaryota; Metazoa; Chordata; Actinopteri; Pomacentridae.
AGAUUCUCUCACUUAGUUACUGAGUUCGUUCAGACGCACCGGAGACGGUUCUGGAGCCGGUUUUAAGCCAAUGGUUUGUAAAGUUUUAAAACCGUAGAAGUUGUCUUUUAGCAGGUAGGGGGCAAAAGGUGGAGGCUGAGACGGAAAAUGGGUAAAAAACGGGACGAGGAGAAUCCGACGUCUGCAUACGGAGAACCUGCUCAGUACGACCCAACCUUCAAAGGUCCCAUCCACAACAGAGGAUGCACCGACAUCAUCUGCUGUGUUCUGUUUCUGCUCGUCGUCCUCGGCUACAUAGCAGUUGGAAUUUCAGCUUGGCUCUUUGGAGAUCCUAGACAUGUCCUUUAUCCAAGGAAUUCAACAGGGUGGUACUGUGGCAUUGAACCAAAUGAAAAUCGGCCUAAUCUGUUCUACUUUGAUGUUCUCAAAUGUGCCGUGUCUGUGAACAUUAUGGCACAGUCUCUUAAUGGUUUCCAGUGUCCAACCACACAGGUGUGUGUAGAACGAUGCCCCACUGACUUCUACGCUCUCACACCUCUUGAUUAUUUCGAAAAUCCCGUAGACGUUUUCAAUGCAAGCCUGUGUGUGCCGUCCUUCGACCUGACAACGACCGACCUGACCGUUCAACAAAUUGUGGACCAGGAUCUCUGUCCUUUCUUCUACGUACCCACAAUCCCUGUGCUGGGGAGAUGUUUGCCCGAUGCUUCAGCCCUGAACGUGAUCCCUUCAUACUUCUCCAGUGUUCCCGGCCUCCCCUCCUCCAUCAAUGAAACCUCCAACACCAUCAGGAACGGCACUGUGGACGUUGUGAACGGAUUCAGCGCCAGAGACAUCGGCCUCCGAAUCUUUGAGGAUUUUGCAUCGUCGUGGCCGUGGAUUCUUGUUGGUCUGCUGAUAGCCAUGCUGGUCAGUUUGCUCUUCCUGCUGCUGCUGAGGUUCAUCGCUGGCAUCAUGGUGUGGGUCCUCAUCAUAGGAGUCCUGGGGGCCGGAGCUUACGGGAUCUGGCAUUGCUACUGGGAGUAUGAGAACUUCAAAGACGCCAGCAUCAGCGAUGUUGGUUUAACCACCAACUUCCAAACCUAUCUGCAAGUUCAGGAGACCUGGCUGGCCUUCUUGAUCAUCAUAUCGGUGGUGGAGGGGAUCAUUCUUCUGACCGUCAUCUUCCUGCGGACUAGAAUCCUCAUAGCCAUCGCCCUCAUCCAGGAGUCCAGCAAAGCCAUCAGUCACAUGAUGUCUGCUCUGCUCUACCCUCUGGUCACCUUCGUCCUCCUGCUGGUGUGUGUCGCUUACUGGGGCGCCACGGCUUUAUAUUUGGCCACUUCAGGCGACCCGAUCUACAAAGUGGUGGCCCUCAACGCCACGAUGGACGACUGUGAAAGCAUCAACGGGACCGCCGACUGUGAACCUGAGACCUUCAGCCCGUCAGAUUACCCAGGAUGCUCCUCAGUCAGCUGCAUCUUCAUCAAGUACAACGAGGAGGGUCUCUUCCAGAAGAGCGCCAUCUACCUGCAGAUCUUCAACGCCGUGGCUUUUCUCUGGUGUGUCAACUUUGCCAUCGCUCUGGGUCAGUGUACGCUGGCCGGGGCCUUCGCCUCCUACUACUGGGCCUUCAACAAACCCGAAGACAUCCCAACGUUCCCUGUGUGUGGCGGCUUCAUGCGCUCACUGAGGUACCAUGUGGGCUCCUUGGCGUUCGGUGCUCUGAUCCUGACCCUGAUCCAGAUUAUCAGGAUUGUUCUGGAGUACAUCGACCACAAAACCAGCGGAGCCCAGAAUCCAGUCGCUCGUUUCAUACUGACCUGCUUGAAGUGCUGCUUCUGGUGUCUGGAGAAGUUCAUCAAGUUCCUUAACAGGAACGCCUACAUCAUGAUCGCCAUUUAUGGGAAAAACUUCUGCGUUUCAGCCAAAAACGCCUUCAUGCUUCUAAUGAGGAACGUAAUCAGGGUCGUAGUGCUCGAUAAAGUGACAGAUCUGCUGCUGUUCUUCGGGAAGCUCCUGGUGGUCGGAGGAGUUGGUGUUUUGUCCUUCUUCUUCUUCUCUGGACGAAUCGUGCUGCCAGGCAACACUUUCCAGUCUUCAAGCCUCAACUACUACUGGAUGCCCAUCAUUACGGUGGCGUUUGGCAGCUACCUCAUCGCUCACGGCUUCUUCAGCGUCUACAGCAUGUGUGUCGACACGCUGUUCCUCUGCUUCUUGGAGGACUUGGAGCGUAACGAUGGAUCCAUGGAGAAGCCGUACUUUAUGUCCAAAAGCCUCAUGAAGAUCCUCAACAAAUCCAACAAAACGCCAAAGAAGCGUCGAGAAAACUGACGUCGUUUUUCCUCCUUCAGAGUUCAUAAAACCUCAGCAGCAGCGUCCCACAUGUUCAGGUUGUUUUCACCUUUUAACUUCACUCCGUUUUCCUUCCAGAUACGUUUACCAGAACUGAACUGCUGAUUUUGCACGUUUUAAUGAUUGUGUGUUUCUUCUACAUGUUUGUCUGUAGUAUUAAUACCUGUGCAUAGAAAUGGACUGAGUGUGGGACUGAAAGGAAUGGGAUUCUUUAUCCUACUUGACACAUUUCUUCAUUUGUUGAAAGAGUUUUGUAGCAUUUUGUUCCUUGUUUUAAACGACACUUCUGAAUGUUUCUGCUGUUAACAUUUUAGACGUUUUAUUGCGUCGGUUCUUCCACAUUAAUGCCAGUAAGUUUCAGGUUUUGUAGAGAAAAUGUGAUUUCUUAGACGGAACAAAAGUGUUUGUAACAAAAACUGUUGUUAAACACAUAUUAUAUAAACAUAUAUUUUUAGAUAUUGUUUGUAAAAAGGUUGUUCUGUAAAAGCAAAUAUUUUUAUGGCAAAAUUGUUGAUUGUAUUGAAAAUUGUAAAAUAAAUUAUGAGCUGUAAAUAUAAAUGUGACAUCAGUCAAUAAAUAUGUUCGUCGUCUGAUCAUUCCAUUGAA